This is a messenger RNA of Didymodactylos carnosus, 462 nucleotides long. NCBI's taxonomy places the organism in Eukaryota, Metazoa, Rotifera, Eurotatoria, Philodinida, Philodinidae. The record is from the annotation of a GenBank genome assembly.
AUGUCUCCACUAGCUUUAAUUAAUUUUUUAACAAGAAUCGGUUUUUCGGAUGAUAACGGUACACAAUUGGUGCAUCAUUUAGGUGGAAUAGAUCAUUUAAUGACAUGUUCAAAUCGUCAAUUAGCCGCGAGUAAUGUUUCACUUUAUUUACGUAUACGUUUAAUUCGUGCUAUAAAAUGUUUUCAUAUGGAAAAAUGGUCAAAACAUAUUAUGUUAAAUUUUAAAGAUACUUCAUCAUUUUAUAACAUAUUUGAAAAAUUGAUUUAUCAGUUGCUUAAAGUUCACUGUAUUAUAAUCUAUUAUAAAUGGACGCUUGGCUAUAUUCAAGCUCAUAUGAUGAUGCGUUCAAACAACAUGGUGGAUGAUGACAUUGAAAUUGUUUAUCAAAACUUAGUGAAUACACGAGACGCCAUUCAAACUCUUCACUCUAUCAUAACAUUGACAAAAAAGCAUCUUUCUUAA